AUGGCUUCUAAAGACAUCGCUGCUCCGUGUUUCCCCAGCCUAUCCAGAGAACUUACAGACAGCAUCAGGAAGUUUGUUGACAAGUCGACGAUCAAGUUUGCUCGUGGUGUCAAGCUUGAAACCAAAAAUGGCAAAUCAGAAGACAGGAUUCUGGUCAUCGCCACGUGGAGACUGUAUCUUAUGGCGACAAAGGUGCCAACUAAGGUGGAGACCACGUUUAAUUUCCUGGAAAUUCGAGCCAUGAACACGCAUUCCGAGAUGCAAGUUGUCAUAGAAACCGACAAGUCUACCUAUUCCCUCAGGCUGCAGUCACGUGACCACUGUGAUCACAUGAUCAACCACAUCAACUUUGCCUUGUCACGGAUAUUCAACAACUCGGUGUUUGCUCCUUCGCUCUGUCACUCAGACAGUGAUUUGUCAGAUGGAAGUAGGAAGUACUCUCCGAGCUCAGACACAUCAGUAGAGACACAGAGAGCUUGUGGUGGCUUCUCUGAGACAUAUGCUGCUCUCUGUGAUUAUAACAGUAUCAGCUGUAAAGAAGAGGUGCAGUGGGAUGUGGAUACCAUCUAUCAUUCUCAAGACAACCGUGAGUUCAAUCUACUGGACUUCAGUCACUUGGAGAGUAGAGAUCUGGCAGUCAUUGUUGCAUCCAUGGCCUACAAUACAUGGUUCACCAAACUCUACUGCAAAGACAUGCGCAUCGGGUCAGAAGUCAUUGAGCAGGUCUUACACACGCUCAGUAAGUCCUCCAGUCUGGAAGAGCUGACGCUGGAGAACGCAGGACUCAAAUCUGACUUUCCUCAGAAGAUGUCUGUUGCAUUGUCGGAGAAUCCAGCAUCAGUGAUUCACUCUCUCAAUUUGGCACAUAACACUUUGGACAACCAAGGUGUGUGCAAUUUGAUCCAGCAGGUGUGUCGUCUUAGCAAAGGACUCCGUCUCCUUAAUCUGUCCAAAACAUCGCUCUCAUCCAAAGGUGUGGUUUCUCUCUCUCAGGCUCUGUGCUCGAAUGAUGAUUACUCAAACUCACUCCUGCAUUUGGACCUGAGCAAGAACCCUGGCAUAUUGUCCGGAGAGGACGCAACGCAUCUGCAUAUGUUCCUGUCACAGCCCAACUGUUUAGUCCACUUGGACCUAUCAGGCACAGACUGUUGUGUGGACUCACUGUUUGGGGCUCUGCUCCGGGGCUGCUGCGCUGACCUUUCUUACCUCAACCUCUCGAAAAACUCCUUUGCUCACAGGAAGGUGAAGGAGACUCUGCCGUUGUUCCGUCAGUUCUUCAGCUCUGCAUUCAGUCUCACACACGUCAGUUUGGCCUCCAUGAAGCUGCCGCUGGAAGCCCUCAGAAAUUUGUUCUUAGGUCUGACCAACAACCCCCAUAUCAAUGACAUGCAUCUCGACAUCAGCAGCUGCGAGCUACGAUCAGCUGGAGCUGCUGUUAUACAGGACUUGUUUCCACGAAUCACGUCCAUUGCUACGCUGGACAUCUCAGACAACGGGUUUGACGCGGAUCUGCUGACUGUUUUUACUGGUUUGUCCAGACAUCCUUCGCUCCGACACCUCCACCUGGGCAAAAAUUUUAACAUCAAGAGCAGGGUGCUGGAUGAAAUUCUGCACAAACUGGUCCAACUAAUACAGGAGGAAGAGUGUGUUCUGCAGUCUCUGUCCCUGGGAGACUCUCGUUUGCGUUCACGUGGGACAGUGCUGGUGAACGCUCUGGGCAGCAACACCUGCCUCAGGAAAGUGGACCUAAGUGGGAACGGGCUGGAGGACAUUGGUGCCAAAAUGCUUAGCAAAGCCCUACAGAUCAACACCACACUACGGAGUGUGACCUGGGACCGGAACAACACCACCGCUGCAGGGUUCAUGGACGUAGCACGAGCUCUAGAACAUAAUUUCACUUUACAGUACAUGCCUAUCCCCCUGAGUGAUGUUACUCAAGCGUAUCGAAGCGCCCCAGAAAGGACAGAGCAGGCGCUUACCAAGAUUCAGAGAGCUUUACUGAGGAAUAAUCAAACACAACGCUUCUCCCAGAGGCAAGCACUACGCUUACACCAAGGCUUAGUGACCAGCACUGCUGAGCAGGUGAUGGAGCGGUUGUGUGUACGGGUGCAGCAGCAGGUGUGUGUUCUCCGAGGUGCAGCAGAUGCGGAGGAAAUUCAAGCAGCUAAACAGGUCUUGAAGGAGGCUCGCAACUCUCGUGCGCUCUACCCAUCUCUGUGUGAGUUGGCUCAUGUUCUCUCGGUUGAUGGACCAGUCAGACAGAGACUAGACUCACUGGCUGGGGAACUGGCCAAGGCUGCAGAUAAAGAACUGCAGGUGAUUGUGGACUCGAUGGUGUCUCUGUGCCAGGAGCUGUGUCCGCUGUCCUCAGUGGCGGCAGAGCGACUGAGUCCUCCUUUGUCCUCUGUUUCAGAACGAGUGUCAAUCCCUCGUUCAGCUAUCCGCACUGCGCUGAUGGAGAGAGCGGCACAAGACAUUCAUCGGGCAUUAGAGGAGGUCAAACUAUCCGUGGUGUCGUAUCUCACCAACUCAAUCGUGGAUCAGAUCUUACAGGAGCUCUACUCUACUCACAAAGCUCUGACACAACAGGUGUCUCAGAUGAAACAGUGGGAUGGCCUAUGUGAUGGCGGCACAGGUCGAAGAUCACACAGACACAGAGACUCACUCGAGAUCACUGAUGAGGAGCUGGGCACGAGCAUUGACACAAUUGCCAUUAAGAAGCGCAGCGCCAGGACCAGACGAAUCAGACCUGUUUCCACUAGACUGAGUUUGUGUGAUGACUCCAGCUUGUCUCCUCCCAACUCAGGCGCACAACUCUCCUCACCCCUCUCUUGCUCGGCAUCAUGGGAGGACUUAUCUGCCUUGCCAACUCAGGGUGCACCCCUGCUUCAUGUGACCCGGGUCAGGCCGAGGCCUCCGCGAAGGCACAGAGGAGGCAUCCUUUCGUCUGAUUCGCACUGUACUGAAAAUGGAUCUGUCACUCCGUUAGAUGAUGGACUGCCUGAUUUUUACAGCAAACGAGUUCUACCUGAUAGUCAGUUAUCCUCCCUUCACAAGGCUCACUCCCUCCGGCGAAAGAAGAGACGCAACAUGCUGUCUAUCUUUGGUUUCCGUAGGAACCGGAAUUCCACAAUGUCCAAUCAGGAGUCGGAUUCAGUGGGUGUAGUCUGUAGCGAGGAUUGUCGGACCGUUGCCAUGGCUCCUACUGGGAAUGCCCUUGAGAAUGUCUACACUCUUCUCCAGCCCCCCAGGAUACCUGGUAGAAGUGGCUGCCCAGGUGAAACUGAUAGGAAUGUAGAGGACCAGAAAAUGGAUGAACCCAGAGGAGGGAUGAUGGAGAUACGCUCUGUCCAGGGAAUGCCACUCUCCACAUUCAGGACAAACAAACAUCCCUUUUAUACUGGCAAAAUGAAAUCUGAGAUGGAGCCUGACCAUGACCCAUCCUCAGGAACAGCGGACAGAGAGAUUGACAGGCAGACAUUACAGCCAGGAGACAGACAAGCGAGCUGGGAGACAGACAGGCAAAGGGAAAUCGACAGAGAGCUUGAUUGGCAAAAUCUCAGGAAAUCUGAGAGUGAGACAGAUGGGCAAACUCUAAGACACAUAAACAGAGAAUUGGAAAGGCAAGUGUCAAGGCAGACAGACAAAACCUCAGAGAGAGAAGCAGACAGGCAGACCCUGAGGAAGACAGAAAAUGAGCUAGACAGACAAACAUCAAGGCAGAUAGAUAAACCCGCUGAAAGAGAGUUAGACAGACACACUUUGAGACAGAUCGACAGGGGGCUAGACAGGCAGACACUAUGGAAGGCAGAGAGAGAGUUAGAUAGACAGGCUCUGAGACAGAUAGACCGAGAUUUAGACAGGCAAAGUCUAUGGAGGGCAGACAGGCAUUCAGAGAGGGAGGUGGACAGACACACACUGAGGCAGAUCGACAGGCAGGCUGAGGUUCAACAGAAACAGUGGUUAGAGACACGAAAAGGUGCAGAGAGGAAGUGGGCGGAGCCAAAGCAACAGACGGACACACAGUGGACGGACCUAAGGCAGGUGGACAGGCAGUCUGAGAGGCAAUGGAUGGACAGACAGAUAGACAGACAUACACAUGGGCAGCACAGGAUACCAUCCCCCAUUGCUGAGAAAGAAAUCUGCACAGAUGCACAUAAGCAAAUGCACUGUGAAGCAUCUAUAAUCACAGACACACACUCUGAUUCAGGCUCCUGGGAGCAGCUGAUGGAAAGAAGCCCACCCUCAGAUCCACAAAUGGAACACCGGACUGAGCCGUGUCCAUCAGACGAGCAAUGUAGAGGGGUAGGCACCAGAGUGGCAUCAGUGGGGCGUCACAUUCUGUGCCCAUCCAAACCAGAGCCACCUCCACAGAGCAGCAAGCCCAGUUUAUCCAAACUCAGACAGAGGCCUCUGCAGGAGAGCUCAGGUACCGAGGAUAAACUUGGAGAGAGCAAUAUUUUCCGAGUGGAAAGGAAAGACAAAGAUGGAGAGAUGGACCGGGUCAGAGAAACAGAGGCACACCAUCCUCCAAUCCCAGCAAAGCCAAAGACUGCUCCGUAUGUGCUGUCCCCCACCGAAUCAGCCAGUGACAGGAAGAUCCUGCCAGCUACACCCCCAGCCUCCACAAAACCUACCUUAGGGCUGACUGAACGUUCUCAUACUCAAGGUGAGGAGUGUGUGAGGCCACAGGCUCCAAUCAAACCACAGAGGAACAGAAAAGCUCUGUCCUGUGACACAGGCACAGACAGGGACAGCCCUAAUAACCUGGAGAAGCCCCCAAUCCCUCGCAACCCCCCUGUGAAAAAACCUAGAGCCCCCCAGAACAGAAACCAAUCCCUGGACCACCCUGGUACUGUGUGUGUAUCGAAGGCCACCUAA
Molecule: messenger RNA, 4881 nt
Organism: Neoarius graeffei (lesser salmon catfish)
Lineage: Eukaryota; Metazoa; Chordata; Actinopteri; Siluriformes; Ariidae
Product: capping protein, Arp2/3 and myosin-I linker protein 3-like
Exons: 40
Coding region: 1-4881 (1626 amino acids)
Biological process (GO): regulation of Arp2/3 complex-mediated actin nucleation; cell migration
Cellular component (GO): lamellipodium; plasma membrane
Molecular function (GO): protein binding
Source: RefSeq, a predicted model, not a curated record